ACGUACCUACUACAAUGAGUCAUCCUCCGCCUGUUUCCUGUAUUCCAAACACUGCCAAAAUGUCGAAAGCUAAAAAAGUGAUUGAAGAAGCGAAAGAAAUAAAUAAUCCAGAAAUUGAUUUAGUGGAUAAAGGCAUUUCAAGCUUAGACGAAAUACCUGGACUAUUUAGUCUCGAGAAUAUUACACGUUUAACAUUGAGUCACAACAAGCUGCAAGUCGUUCCUGCCGGACUAGCAAACCUUAUUAAUUUGGAGAUUCUUAAUCUUGCUAAUAACCACAUCGAAGAAUUGCCAAUCAGCUUAUCAUCGUUGCCAAAGCUUCGAAUUUUAAAUGUGUCGCUCAACCGACUGUACACUCUACCAAGAGGCUUUGGAGCGUUCCCGGUUUUGGAAAUUUUGGAUUUGACGUAUAACAAUUUAAAAGAGCAGACUCUACCCGGAAAUUUCUUCAUGAUGGAAAGUCUCCGAGCAUUGUAUUUGGGAGAUAAUGACUUUGAAUUCCUACCAACGGAGAUUGGCAACUUAAAGAAUUUACAAAUUCUUUCAAUGCGAGAAAAUGAUUUAAUAGAAGUACCAAAAGAGCUUGGUCAGUUGGCCCGAUUAAGGGAAUUGCAUUUACAAGGCAACCGUCUUGUUGUCCUACCACCAGAAAUAGGUACAUUGGACCUUGCCAGUAAUAAAUCAGUACUGAGAUUGGAAGGUAACUUCUGGGUUCCACCAAUCGAAGACCAAUUGAAGCUGGGACCGUCACAUGUACUUGACUACUUGCGUUCCGAGACAUAUAGAGUACUGUACAGCCGCCACAUGUCGGCUAAGCCGCCUCCACCGCCGCAGACGCUGGACAAGAGCAAGAAAGCCAGCAGGGCUCGCUCCUAAUUUCCUACUUUCAUAUUUGUGUUUUCACCAUAACAGAAGCAUAAUUUUAUCGUUAUUUUAACACCUUUACUAGUAUUACAGUUUUAAUACUAAAUAUACUGUAAGAUUUCAUAACAUUAUUAUUACACUUCACAAGUUAUUUAUUGCAUUGCUUGCUUUCAUUGUCAAAACAUGUCAUACAUUUCUCGAUCAUUAAUGUCAGUGCAACCAGAGUUAUUAGCAACAUAAUUGUAUAAUAUAUGAACUUUUUAAUUAACUUGAACUUAUAAAGCUUUGUAACGUUACAACAAUAUUCAUUGAAGUAUAAAUUAAAGACUGACAAAGAUAAUUAAAUAUGUUAAAUGCCUAUUUUGCCAAUCAAAUGAUACUUAAUGUUACAAUCUCGUCAUUGACAAAGACAUAUGGAAAAAGUUAUUGCUAUAUCAACUUAAAUAGAAAUUAAAACAGCGAGGCUAUUACGUAAGAAACAUUUGAAUCUCGACAACAUUAUAAACAAAAUUGUUAUUAUUAUAUUUCAUAAUCCCAUGCAUUACUAAAAUCUGAACAUAUUAUUCUAUAAAUUUGGAAUAUAAUGAGUGUGUAGGGUUCUAAUAAAAGCUGUAGUAAGUCAUAUUAAUUUAUGUGAGGAUGUUAGAUAUCCUAUAUCUUUCGCUGUACCCCUGACAAUGCAUAUGCAAAUUCCACGAUGACCAGUUGAGUAGUUACGGCCUGAAAGCGUACCAAAGUAAUCCACUUUCGCAUUUUCAAUAUUACUAAGGAUAACGAAGGAACCGACUAAUUAAUUUGAAUGUUUCAUACAAAACAAUACUACAAAUUUAAUUUAAAUAUGAGUUAGAAAGUUUUACUAAAACCUUAUGAUGCUAGAGACCACUUAAUUUGAAAAUGAUUAUUUAAUAAUAAAAAAAAAUACAACUUUAAUUUUUUUAUAUAUAACAAUAAGAUUAAUUAAAUUACUAAAAUAUUAUAAGCAAUAUAAUUAUAGCAGUGUUAGGCCCCCACGCUCUUGCUCUAGCUGCGCAGCCAGGCUGCCUAGUGCGUGGAGGGCCUUAUUGUUGGCUUCUUAUUAACCUUUAUUUAAUUAUUAACAAAAUCCAAUAU
Nymphalis io (European peacock) is the source of this 1973-nucleotide messenger RNA. RefSeq names its product ras suppressor protein 1 (gene ics). NCBI's taxonomy places the organism in Eukaryota, Metazoa, Arthropoda, Insecta, Lepidoptera, Nymphalidae. Gene Ontology annotation, molecular function: protein binding. Bases 15 to 875 code for a protein of 286 amino acids. The transcript is spliced from 6 exons. The record is from RefSeq and is a predicted model, not a curated record.